GGUACUUUUCCGAGGGGUAUUCAAUUUUCUGGGAUGAUUCAAUUAGAGGUCUGCAUACCGGUAGAGGUGGAAGGCAAAUAUGGAGAGUUUUACCCCGUACGUUCUUUAUCUGUUGUUAAUCUUGUUCUAGGGUGUCAUCAAUGGGUUGAAAUCCCUAGAAGAACUUAAUGUAACACUAUUAGAUUCUUCCCACUCGAAAGCCCUUGUGGAAUUCACUCUCCCUCCUUCCUCGUUGCGUCUCCCUCCAAAGGACCCAGGAACAGUCCUGGAACCAGUUCAAGGACUAGAGGUUGAUGUGUUAAUCAGCUCAUCUCCUGGCGAGCCACAUGUAGACCAUGAGCCAUCAAGUGAUCCGAUUGCUUCUAAACUUUCUGCCUGGUGGCCAGCUGUUGUAAGAAAAAUUGGUGGGAGUUUUGUUAUUGUGGAGUUAAUGGCUGACUUCUCCUCUGAGAAUGCUAGUUCAAACGAAGUAACUGUCCUCCCCAACAAACGCAUCAGUGUCCCUCAUCCGUCAUCACUUGAGAAAACGGAUAUUGUCGAAAAGCACCAAUUGAGACCACGGAUUCAUCAUCCCAAUCUUAGUGUCUCGUCCUUUCACAUCCAUGCUAUAGAUAUACCGGAUGAGUUGGCUCCAUAGUAAGUUAUGUUUCUGUUUCGUACUUUGUAUCUCUAUAGUUAUGAUUAAUACUGUUUUGGUUUUUCUCAGUUGCAGAGAGCCUGCCAAUUACCACCAUUUCGCACGACGAUGUGGUUUGCCUGUCCUAAUCACUUUGGCGCCUGACACAUUUAAACCAGUGUCGCCAGUUAUUAAGGGGGAUAGUGAGACGUACAACCUUAAGUCCCGUUUGCUUGUAAUUUCUACAGAUAUCUCCACAAUCAACAGAGCAUCGGUCAUCGACAACACGUUCGUUGACAUGCUGCGACAAAAAGUCUCCAUUUUGCAACAAACUGAAGAACUAUCCAAAAAGUUGGUGGCGUCGCGUCUUAAUCAGCAAUCACCAUUCGUUGAAGAAUUCCUCAUACCUCUGGAUUUAAUCCAUUAUGCAAUUGGCGCUCAAGGGUCAAAUAUUAGACGCGCUAGUGCUAUUGAAGGUGUACUUUCUGUAAAGUUAGAUCGUCAGACCGGUAAUAUCAGGAUUUCUGGGAAGACACAAGAUGCUGUUAAAAACGCGAAGAAGUUAUUGGACUUCUCUCAAGACAUCUUUCAGAUACCUAAAUCAUAUGUAGGUCCUAUCUUGGGAUCAGGCCGUCGACACGUACAACAUAUCGUAGAUCGAGUGGGACUUGUUGGAAUCAAGAUUUCUAAAUCACCUGAAGACGAUCGUGAGCACGUUUCAUUCCAGUUAACGGGAACUCAGCAAGCCAUACGUGAUACACAGUUAUUUUUGGAGUUUCAAGUCGCAAGCUUACAGGAGUUAGAUCGGCUUCGUGGUGUUGAGAAUCCACCUUCUAUAUUAAAACCCAAGGAUGCGACCAUUCCACUUGAAGAUAUUUCAAGCAAUGAUGAGUCUUCAAAUCCUCUCACACAUUCUGAAAAUGGUCAUCGUAUAUCAAACGGUGAUAAUCAAAGUUCGAAAUGCAGUGAAUCUAACUAUGCUGUACAUUCAAAUAGUUGCUCAAAUAAGGAUGAUCCGGAAAAACAAGAAACUACUUAUAACAACACUACGAAUCCACGUCCACAUCCUGGUGGACGUCAGCCCAAGCCGAGACCUCAAGUCAAUCACAUAAGACCAGAUCCUCGUCAAAUUCCUCGCAUUCAACGGGGUGGUGGUGAAAGUAUUCGCAAUAGUGGAAGUAAUCAUACAGGUGUUUCUAAAUCUUCGGCCAAUCAUGUUAACUCCAAAAACCCUAAUCAGCAACGAAAUCAACCGAAUCAUCGUUCGGAUUCCAUGGGACCUAGGGGUCAAAAUAUGUGUGCCCCGAUUGUUAGCUGAAUAAAUUUUCCAGUUAGAGUUCAAUGAACAUUUUCAGUAGACCACUCAGUUUUAAGUGCUUACCCUUACCUCUGCUUUGACUAUCCAAAUAUCCCAUUUUAUUCUACCUUUAUUCAAUUCGGCUGUCAUUUCCUCUAUACACUCACUCUGUAAAUCAGAUUGGAUAACUGGAAACUUGUUUAAGGGUGAUUUUUACAUAAUCUUUCUUAUUUUUAGUGCAUAUUACUAAAUAUUCGUUGCUUUUUUCUUCCUGGUGAUAUUCACGUAUUGUUUCAACCAAUUGUAAUCUUGAACCAUGUUCUGUACAUUGUUUCUGUUAUAGUUUCUGGAUUCACCAACUAAUAAAAACAAAGUAUUAUCAUACUUGGUAAAUAUCUUUGCUUUCAACCGUAUCUGAACUUAUGGCAUUACCUCAGCCUAAUACCUCAGAUUUAUGUACAAAUCAUAAACUAUAUGAAGGGUUAUCCUACUAUACUUGAUUUGUAUUAUAGUUUUUAUUUAGUGCGUUCAUUAUUUAUUUCAUAUUGACUUGUUUAUCGUAAAAAGUAGACCUCAAUAAGAACUAAUAUAGUGUGAGUUGUCAAUAUUCUAUCGCUUAGGAUCUAUCACCAUAUAACUUGAAUUUGAUUCACUUUCCUGUAGUACGCGGCACUCAGUACAAUGUUUUGUGGCAAUCAGUUUUAAUGCAAAUGGUUCGUUUAAUAAACGCACUAAAUCUAUCCAGUCUAGCUUGAUAUUCUGAUUAGUGAUAGUCUUGUCGUUAUUACCAUUAUGUCAUUUAUGUAUUUUGGGGGCAAUUUCGUUAAAUCCGUUAAUUAGGUAUUUGUUGUUUGGAGCUGUUGAUGAACAUCAUUUAAAAAGAAACGGCUGUUAAAAUGGUAAUUAAAUAAUAGUUUAUUAAAGAUAGAUUAAUGUGACUAGUGCAGUUUUUACGAUUCUAACUUCCAUAAUUAAGAUUGGUUUCUACUUUAAACUUACUGUUUGAGAAUCUGUGUCUGGUAUAACGUGACUCCAGUCUACAUAUAGUGUGUCGAUUGAAUGCUCAAUGUAGUCGCCGCAUGAUCUCGUUUCCAGGUCGUGUGAUCAUAUUGUGGUAACAUACCUUGGCCAAAGGAACAGCCUUUGUUUUACCGUUAUAUUAGUAAUUCUAUGCAGUCUUGUUAGAAUAAAUGAAUGUAGAAUGCAAUUUGUCUUUUUAAUCUGGUGAAAAUUCC
Messenger RNA from Schistosoma spindalis, 3148 nucleotides. The record is from the annotation of a GenBank genome assembly. NCBI's taxonomy places the organism in Eukaryota, Metazoa, Platyhelminthes, Trematoda, Strigeidida, Schistosomatidae.